UUCUGAUACAAUUAAAAAAAAAGAAUAAAAUUAAAAUUUUCUUCCCUGACCUUGUCGGUCUAAUUACUUGUGUGGAAACGGGCCGGCGAAGACCUGCAGCGAAACCUUUUUCAUGGCGCCGGAGGAGGCCCCAUCUCGUUGUUACCACUGAUGUUCUGAUCCGCCACUCAUUUUCUUCAACAUGGCUGCACCUUUCUUCUCCACGCCGUUCCAGCCUUAUGUAUAUCAGAGCCAACAGUCAGUGGCUACACCAUUUCAGAUACUGGGUGGAGAAGCUCAGGUUCUUCAGAUUAUGCUGAAAUCACAAGAGAAAGUUACUGCAAAGCCUGGUACUAUGUGCUACAUGUCUGGUUCUGUCCAAAUCAACAAUAUCUACUUUCCUGAACAUGAGGGGGGUGUAUGGCAAUGGCUCUUUGGAAAGAGCAUCACAACAAUAGUAUUUACCAAUGCUGGUCCUGACGAUGGAUUUGUUGGAAUUUCAGCACCAUCUCCUGCAAGAAUACUUCCGAUAGAUUUGGCAAAUUUUGGUGGGGAAAUUCUUUGCCAGCCAGAUGCUUUUCUUUGUUCCCUUAAUGAUGUUACAAUUAGUAAUACAAUGGAUCAAAGACCCAGGAACAUUGCAUCUGGUGUCGAGGUAAUUCUAAAGCAGAAGCUGGUUGGUCAAGGGCUUGCUUUUCUUGUUGGUGGUGGUUCAGUUGUACAGAAAGUCCUUGAAGCUGAAGAAGUGGUGGUUGUUGAUGCUGCCUGUUUAGUUGCGAUGACAACUACCAUCAAUUCCCAAGUCAAAUACUCCCAUCCUGUCAGAAGAGCCGUGUUUGGGGGUGACUACCAGCUAACGGUUUCUCUAACUGGACCAGGCAUUGUAUUCAUUCAGAGUUUGCCUUUUCAUAGGCUCUCACAGCGAAUAGCCCGAGCUGUGACACCUCCAGGAAUGAGAGAGAAUCCAAAGUUCUUCAUUCAGAUAGCCAUCUUCUUCUUUCUUGCCUAUGUUAUGAUUGUAUCAUCCCUAAUCUUAACAGACGUUUAGAGCUCAUAUAGUGUUUUUUUUUCUUCUUUAUUCCAGUUUUUUCUUACAUUCAUUGCAGUCCCAAUCCACAGUACAUAGAAUGUUCCCUACUCCUGUAGGGAACAGAGAGUUUCUCUUAUAAUACACCCAAAGGAAAAAUAGAAAGAUACUGUAGGAAUUGGCUUUUGUAUUUUUGGUGGCAGACUUUGGAAUUCUUGUUUUUUUCAGGGUUUGAUUAGUAAUUUAAAUGCAUUCAAUGACUGUA
Messenger RNA from Phalaenopsis equestris, 1271 nucleotides. RefSeq lists its product as uncharacterized. Bases 182 to 1027 code for a protein of 281 amino acids. The transcript has 10 exons. The record is from RefSeq and is a predicted model, not a curated record. NCBI's taxonomy places the organism in Eukaryota, Viridiplantae, Streptophyta, Magnoliopsida, Asparagales, Orchidaceae.